UGCUCCCGCCUCCGGCUUUCUUCCCGGAGCUCCGGUGCCGAGUUGACUCUGGGCUGGGACGACCGGGGCCGAGACCCGUGUGGAGACCGAGAGCGGGAGCGGGAGCGGACGGUGGCGGGCCGGGGACGGAGCCGGCUUCCCCUCCGCCCCCCUCACCCCUUCUCUGAGAUUUUGGACAGCCACCUUCUGGGACUAUUCAGCAGUGCCAAGUGUUGGUGAAAUCUUUGCAGCCACUCUGAUAAAGCAGGAAGAGCAAAAGGAACUUCCAUUGACAUCUGUUAAUGAACAGUAAUAGGAUAGACACGGAUGAAGUUAGAGACCUUCAUGGAUGAGUGAGAGGUUUUGGAAGGCACCAGUGAAAUGAGAGGAAGUUCUGUUUCUGAUGUGAGACCUGAGAGUACAUGACUACUUGCCAAAUUUUGGGGACUAUGAAAUAUGACUUAGAAGCUCUGAUUGAUGAAGGAUUAUGAUGUCAUCGGUUGCAACAGAAAGCAAACUCCAGCAGGCUGUCAGCCUGCAGGGAGUUGACCCAGAAACAUGCAUGAUUGUUUUUAAAAACCACUGGGCACAGGUUGUGAAAAUCUUAGAGAAGCACGACCCCUUGAAGAACACCCAGGCUAAAUACGGCUCCAUCCCUCCCGAUGAGGCCAGUGCUGUGCAGAAUUACGUCGAGCACAUGCUCUUCCUGCUUAUCGAAGAGCAAGCCAAGGAUGCUGCCAUGGGGCCGAUUCUGGAGUUUGUGGUCUCUGAGAACAUCAUGGAGAAACUCUUCCUUUGGAGCCUGAGGCGGGAGUUUACUGAUGAGACUAAAAUCGAGCAGCUGAAGAUGUAUGAGAUGCUGGUCACCCAGUCCCAUCAGCCUCUGUUACACCACAAACCCAUUCUGAAGCCCCUGAUGAUGUUGCUGAGCUCUUGCUCUGGGACCACCACCCCCAACGUGGAGGGAAAGUUGGUUGUCCUGCUCAACCAGCUCUGUUCCAUCCUUGCCAAAGAUCCAUCCAUUCUGGAACUCUUCUUCCACACUAGCGAGGACCAAGGGGCAGCCAACUUCCUCAUCUUUUCCCUUCUGAUUCCCUUCAUUCACCGAGAGGGGACUGUCGGCCAGCAGGCCCGGGACGCUUUGCUCUUUAUCAUGUCUCUCUCGGCAGAGAACACUGUGGUGGCUCAUCACAUCGUGGAAAACACUUACUUCUGUCCAGUCCUCGCAACUGGGCUCAGCGGUCUCUACUCCUCACUGCCGACCAAGCUCGAGGAGAAAGGCGAGGAGUGGCACUGCCUCCUGAAGGAUGACUGGCUCCUGCUCCCGCCUUUGGUCCAGUUCAUGAACUCGUUGGAAUUCUGCAAUGCUGUCAUCCAGGUUGCUCAUCCGUUAAUUCGAAAUCAGCUCGUCAAUUAUAUUUACAAUGGGUUCUUGGUACCAGUCUUGGCUCCUGCUCUCCAUAAGGUGACCGUGGAGGAGGUCAUGACCACCACAGCGUACCUGGACCUUUUCCUGCGCAGCAUCUCCGAGCCAGCACUCCUGCAGAUCUUCCUGCGCUUUAUCCUGCUGCACCAGCACGAGAAUGUCCACAUCCUGGACACGCUCACCAGCAGAAUUAACACCCCCUUCCGGCUCUGCGUGGUGUCCCUGGCAUUAUUUAGAACACUCAUUGGUUUACACUGUGAAGAUGUGAUGUUACAGCUGGUUCUAAGGUACCUGAUCCCUUGCAAUCACAUGAUGCUGAGCCAGAGGUGGGCCGUGAAGGAGAGAGACUGCUACUCCGUGUCUGCUGCCAAGCUGCUGGCGCUCACCCCAGUCUGCUGCUCCAGUGGGAUCACCCUGACGCUCGGCAACCAGGAGAGGGAUUAUAUCCUCUGGUCCAAGUGCACGCAGGAGAGCACAGGGCCUUCAGAGGAGCUGCUCCCCCAGGCCUGCGGCCCGGCCGCCUGCAUCGUGGAGUAUGGCCGCGCCCUGGACAUCAGCUACUUGCAGUACCUGUGGGAGGCGCACACCAGCAUCAUGCGCUGUGAGCGAGCCUGCCGUGUAUGGUCCGCCCGCUACGACGGCGACAGCCCACGGCCUGAGACCAGCGCUGCCCAGCCCCCGCAAGAGCUCCCCGGGAACCCCAGCUCCCACCUGCCCCCACCCAAGGACAAGGGCCACACGGAGCUGGAGUGGGAUGACAGCUACGAUACCGGCAUGUCUUCCGGGGCCCCAGCCGACCAGCCCGAGCCCCCAGCCCCCGUGGAGCCCCCCAGGCACAUCCAGGAGAUGAAGAAGAGCGCUCUCCUGCUCUUCAAGGGUACCUACAUCGAAGAGUCGGACUUCCAGGAUGACGUGAUGGUGUACAGGCUGUGUGCCCAGAAGGAUGCCCAGGACAGGGCUGCGCCCCCAAAUCCCCCCACAGACAACGGCCCCUUGUCUGGCCCCCAGCCGGAAGCAGACCCAGGGGAGGAAGACCACAGUGACCAUUCUGAUCUGUCCCCAAAGCAGGCCCAGGAGCCGCGACAGGAGCCAGGAUCUGAUGGAGCCCCCGACUGGGACACAGAGUUAGCAGCCCCCGUCUUCGCAGCUGAGCCUCAGACACACCCCUCAGCCGUGAACCCAGAGGGGAAAGAUACUGCCCAGCACCCCAUGGCUGUGAACCCAGAGGGGGACGAUACUACCCAGCACCCCAUGGCCGUGAACCCACAGGGGGAUGAUACUGCCCAACACCCCAUGGCCGUGAACCCAGAAGGGGAAGAUACUUCCCAGCACCCCACAGCACCCCCCGACGGGGAGGAUCUCAUUGCCCAGUAUGACCAGAUCAUCAAAGAGCUGGAUUCUGUCCCCGAGGGCUUGCUGGAGGCGAGUUUCUCCCCUGACAAUCCUUCCUUGCACACAGCCGAGCAGGAGGAGGAGCGGGGAGAGAGCAGAGCCAAGGAGGAGGAAGAGGAGGGGAGGAAGGUGCUGGAGGAGGAGGAGGACGAUGACUUCGACUCCUUGAUAGCGGAGCCCCCUGCCCUGGAGCGCCUGGAGUGCCCGUUCGGGGUGAGAGAUGACCCCGCCUGUGCCUCACGCCAGCCCCCGAGGACUCAGAACACCCCGUUCACAGGGCCUUUCAUCAGUGUGGUCCUGUCCAAGCUGGAGAACAUGCUGGAGAAUUCUCUGCACGUCAACCUGCUGCUCAUUGGCAUCAUCACCCAGCUGGCCAGCUACCCGCAGCCCCUCCUGCGCUCCUUCCUGCUCAACACCAGCAUGGUCUUCCAGCCCAGCGUUCGCUCACUCUACCAGGUGCUGGCAUCAGUAAAAAAUAAGAUUGAGCAGUUUGCUUCAGUGGAGAGAGACUUUCCAGGUCUGCUCAUCCAAGCCCAGCAGUACCUGCUGUUCCGUGUGGACAUGUCCGACCUGACCCCUGAGUCACUCACCAAAGAUUCCAUUCAGGAGGCGUCCAGGGCAGGAAGCGCCAAGAACCUUUUGGAUGGACCCCCGAAAGUGCUUCAGCCCUUCCUGAGCAACCGAGCCAAGGUGGCCGGGGUGCCCCCCAGCCUGCCCCUGCCCGUGCGGAACCCCAUGCUGGCGGCCGCGCUCUUCCCGGAGUUCCUGAAGGAGCUGGCGGCGCUGGCGCAGGAGCACUCCCUGCUGUGCCACACGCUCCCGGGCGGCUGCGAGGACGCCUGCUGCUAGCUCGGCCGGGGCGAGGGUUUACGUGUCUUGACUGAAUGUUCAACGCAAAGCUGCUUACGAAACUUUCCACUUUGAGAUUUCCUGACAAUACUUGAUUUGGGGGGAUCUGACGGGGCCUCCCCAUCUCCCUCCUACCCUCGGGCCAGGCCCAUCAUCUUAGCCUCACAGACAGGUGACGUCUCCGAAGUGGGGGGCUCCUCGGGCAGAAUUUCUUCGGUCCAUUUUGCCUCAAGUUGUUUGGUGGUUUGGCUCCCGUCCCCUGGAGUUUCUCCCUCUUGCCACCUCAGUGAAUCUGGGAAUUCAGCCGUUUCCAGAAGUGCCCUCCCGUCAGAGGGCCGCAUCUCUCACCAGCCCAUAAAGACCGCACACCCACUCCAGUGCCUUCCGUGUUUGGCAUCCACACUCAGGGGGAGUAGAGAGGGGAGCCCCCCGUCCCUGGCCAGGCACCUGCUCUGUGUCCCUUGAACUGGACUUGCCCUGCCCCCAGUCCUUGUGACGGCACAGGCUGAUCCAUCUGAUCCAUCAGUCUCCACUGUCUGCCUGGGAAGUCAGACCCCGCAGGAACUUGCAAUGUGGGGACACAGUCUUGGAGUUCCUGACCCCCACACUGAAAAUUGCCUUAUUUUCCUAAGACUCGCACCUUCUGGGUUAGGCCCAUGCAGACGGCCACUCUGGGUUUCAGAAAAGCCCUUGAUCACAUGGAGAGAAUGCGGCCCCCGGUCCGAUCACAAGAGGCCAGCCGCGCUUCUGUGUUUGGGGGACGGAGGGUGGACAGUAAACUCAGUCCUGCCUGUAAAAACACUGGAACAAUGGGGCGGUAUUAUAAGUUUCUUGUUUGA
Molecule: messenger RNA, 4485 nt
Organism: Sorex fumeus (smoky shrew)
Lineage: Eukaryota; Metazoa; Chordata; Mammalia; Eulipotyphla; Soricidae
Gene: FHIP1A
Product: FHF complex subunit HOOK interacting protein 1A
Exons: 14
Coding region: 467-3646 (1059 amino acids)
Source: RefSeq, a predicted model, not a curated record